Ostertagia ostertagi is the source of this 438-nucleotide messenger RNA. Lineage: Eukaryota; Metazoa; Nematoda; Chromadorea; Rhabditida; Trichostrongylidae. The record is from the annotation of a GenBank genome assembly.
AUGUGGCUCGUCCUCAUAUUGCUGUCUUUCCUUCUGGUGAAUACUGGUGCACAGGAUAAGAAAUAUAGAAGAUGCGGUAACUUAAAAGAACUGGAGAUAGUCUUCUUGAGCUUCUUCUGGAAGGCUCAUCCAAGUCUGUAUUGGGAUACAAGCUUGGUAAAAAAGGCUGGGCAGGCAUUGUGGAUGCGGAAGGUUAAUGUGCCACACACCAUCAGUUUCAGAACUGGAAGGUAUUACGGUAAGUCAAAGAAGUCAACGAUACAAAAAUUGAGAGAAACUGUGGGAGGAUUCAAGCGAUAUUUUCCGCAGAUCGAGAGACUGCCUACAUGGGCGCCUUUUGGAUGCAACUGCAAGAGCGAUAUUAAUGAGACCUUCCAAGAUAUGUUGUGCUACUUUCAAACAAAGUUACCUGAUCUGGGUUGGAUGUGGAAAGAGUAA